AUGAACGAUCAUCUUAAAGUCGCAUCACGCCCGCUCCGUCCCUCGAAGAUCGAUGUGAUCCAGGCCUUCCACCGUCUCCGCAUGGACCCUGACUCCGAGUAUUUGACCGCCUUUCGCACCCGUUUCGGAACUUUCCGCUGGAAAGUCCUCCCGUUCGGUCUGAAGGUAGGUCCCGCCUGGUUCCAGCAGUUUAUCAACGCGCAGCUUCACGAUCUCCUCGACCGGUGCGCCAGCGCCUACGCAGAUGACGUCCUGAUCUACUCGGAUAAAGAAGAAGACCACUGGAAAGACUGUCAAGAAGUGAUCUGGCGACUCCAUCAGGCCAACCUCCAGGGAGACAUCAAGAAGUCUAGAUUUAACGUGACCAAGGUUGACUACCUCGGCGUUCUGCUUGAAGCCGGUGUGGGCCUUAGUGUCGACCCUCGGAAAGUUCGAUCGAUACAAGACUGGAAGUUUGAAGACCUCCGAGACCGCACCGCGAUCCGAUCAUUCGUUGGCCUAUGCAACUUCAUCCGUGUUUUCUGCUACCACGCCUCCGGAGUGGCAGAACCCUUGAACCGGUUGCUUAAGAAGGAUGUUGCCUUUGUGAUGGGCCCGGAGCAACGCGAAGCAUUUGAUCAACUCAAGCGCCUGGCUAUCGAAGCCCCGGUCCUCGCCUUCUUUAGACCAGAACUGCCGACCCGACUGGAGACCGAUGCCUCCCGGAAUGCCACAGCUGGUGUUCUAUGGCAGGAACAGCCUGAUCAGACCUGGAAGCCCGUUGGAUUCUUCUCUAAGACCAUGACCCCGGCCGAGCGAGCCUACCCAAUCCAAGAUCGAGAGCUCCUCGCCGUCGUACAGAGUCUAGAGCACUUCUACCCAGAGCUCUUAGGCCAGAAGUUCGAUGUGAUCACCGAUCACGAAGCCUUAGUCCAUUUCUCUACGAAGCGCCUGCUCUCGGUACGACAGAUCAGAUGGUCCGACUUUCUCGCCCAGUUCGACAUCCGUUUCCUCUACCGCCCCGGUCGACUGAACGUAGUCGCCGAUGCCCUCUCCAGGAAGACAGCGGAGCUCCCUACCGUAAAGGCCCGGGAAGCCGAGGAACGCACGGUGACCCUGAUCCCUCCGGAAAGGCUAGGCUUCGCGACCGACUCUCUAGACCCUACGGCCGCCGGCAACCUGCCCCCUCAGAACUUUAGUCCCGAACCUAAGCCUACUAGACCAUUAGUUCUGAGGGCCACGAGUGCCCUACAGACCCCAGAAGACCGAGGGAUACAGCAGACGCCCGAUCAAGACCGCCCAGAACUAGACCCGAACUCGGUCCCGAAGGGAGCCGAACUCGUUUCGUUGAUCCGCCAAGAGAACCUCCUCCAAGACCUCGGCACCCAUGGAACACACCUGAUCGUACCAGCCCAGACCUCAGACAAGCAGACGUUUCUUCAGACCGCGCUCAUUCGCGAAGCCCACGAGCCCCAGAUCUUCGCUCACGCCGGACAGAACAAGGUGAUCAAGCUGCUCCAACGAGACUUCUACUGGCCAAGGAUGAAGGAGGAUAUCCGUCGUUAUAUUCGGAACUGCCACGACUGCCGCCGCAACAAAACCCCUCGAGACAAGACCCCUGGACUGCUCCAUCCACUGCCCGUACCGACCUCUGUUUGGGAGCACGUCGAAUGUGACGGGAAGGAUAUGCCGAAAGACCGUUACGGAUAUGACUAUGUUUGGACCUUCGUCUGCAAGCUAAGCCGGAUUAUCGCCACGCUCCCAGGAAAGAAAAACGAUACGGCAGAAGUCUUAGCUAGCCGCUACUUCCGCUACCUCUAUCGUUUCUUCGGUAUGCCCUCGUAUGGAUUUCUGACAACGCUGGACAGUUUAUUUCUGCCUUCCUCGCAGAGAUUAACCGGCUCACGGGAACGAAGCAUCGUCAUGGAAGCUCCUACACCCUCAGACCCAAGGGUGUAG
This is a messenger RNA of Hirsutella rhossiliensis, 1938 nucleotides long. RefSeq names its product reverse transcriptase (RNA-dependent DNA polymerase) domain-containing protein. The record is from RefSeq and is a predicted model, not a curated record. Bases 1 to 1938 code for a protein of 645 amino acids. The transcript has 2 exons. NCBI's taxonomy places the organism in Eukaryota, Fungi, Ascomycota, Sordariomycetes, Hypocreales, Ophiocordycipitaceae.